Messenger RNA from Grus americana (Whooping crane), 1912 nucleotides. RefSeq names its product arf-GAP with dual PH domain-containing protein 1-like. Gene Ontology annotation, molecular function: GTPase activator activity; phosphatidylinositol bisphosphate binding. Bases 245 to 1381 code for a protein of 378 amino acids. The transcript has 11 exons. Gene Ontology annotation, cellular component: plasma membrane; intracellular membrane-bounded organelle. The record is from RefSeq and is a predicted model, not a curated record. Gene Ontology annotation, biological process: positive regulation of GTPase activity. Lineage: Eukaryota; Metazoa; Chordata; Aves; Gruiformes; Gruidae.
CUCUUCGUCCCUGCCUGUGCUCAGCCGGCUCAGUGUGCCCAUCAGGCCUCCACACUCCUUCCAUUAACCUCACGGCCUCUCCUGCUUUCCCCUUUUUUCUUCUGUCAGCAAGAGCUUCUGGCUGUCUUGGUGGCUCCUUCUUCCCUUGGGCAACCCGGCGGGUUUGCCCACGGGUGUGGAAGGUGCAGGCAGCUGCCCUCCUGGCCCUACCCUCCCCUGCCCAUAGAGAUAGCAUUUGGACGCGAUGGCUGGAGGCAAUGAGAGGAGCGUGAAGACCCUGAAGGAAGUGUGGAGAAGAGCGGAAAACUCUUUGUGCGCAGACUGUGGGAAACCAGAUCCUGACUGGGCAUCCUCUACAUUGGGUGUCUUUAUAUGCCUCAGCUGCUCAGGAAUUCACCGCAACAUCCCUAGCAUCAGCAAAGUCAAAUCCCUGAAGAUGGACCAGUGGGAUGACACUCAGGUGCAGUUUCUGGCCAAGCACGGGAAUGCUGUGGCUAAAGCCACAUAUGAAGCUCACAUCCCUAUUUACUAUUACCAGCCAACCUACAAUGACUGCCAAGUGCUGAGAGAACAGUGGAUACGGGCCAAAUACGAACGCAAAGAGUUCACCGAGCCGGGAAAACAGCUACCAUAUUCUGAUGGGGUGAAGGAAGGCAUCCUCUGGAAGCGAGGCCGGGACAAUGGGCAGUUCCUACCCCGCAAGUUCCUCUUGUCUGAGAGAGAGGGAUGUCUGAAGUAUUUCACCAAGCAGGAUGCCAAAGAACCCAAAAUCAGUGUUAAAAUAGAUGUCAUCAAUGCUACGUUCCAGCCAGUGAAGAUUGGGAACCCCAAUGGCCUGCAGAUCACCUAUCUCAAAGACAACAAGACCCGGAAUAUAUUUGUUUACCAUGAAAGUGGAAAGGAGGUAGUGGACUGGUUCAAUGCCAUUCGCUCUGUGCAGUUCCAUUAUCUGAAGGUAGCGUUUCCCAUUGCCAGCGAUAAUGAGAUUAAAAAUCGGCUGACAAGAAACUUCCUGAAGGAGGGAUACAUGGAGAAGACUGGUCCCAAGCAGAGAGAGGCUUUUAAGAAGCGAUGGUUCACGCUGGAUCACCGCAGGCUGAUGUACUUCAAGGACCCUUUGGAUGCAUUUGCUAAGGGUGAAGUAUUUGUGGGCAGCAGAGAGAAUGGCUAUAGUGUCCAGAAGGGAUUGCCUUCGGGGACACAGGGCAACUUCUCUUGGCACUAUGGCCUCACCAUUGUCACCCCUGACCGGGAAUACCUCUUCACCUGUGAGACGGAGACUGACCAGCUGGACUGGAUCGCAGCCUUCACUAGGAUCAUCAACCAGGCCAUGACACCACAGGAAUAUGCAAUUGAAGCCUACUUCAAGUUUAAAUCCUAGGAAGCCACGUGGGAACCUCGCUAUGACUCGACUCUACCUGGUCCUGUUGGGUGGGCUGUCAGAAGAGGAGAUCGACAUCAGAGAAACACAGUGCUCUUGAUGCACCCUUUGAAGCACUUUUUUCCCCCAUAGACUGUCCACUUUUUUCUGGUGGCCAAAUUAAGCUGCUUCCUUGCAAGUGCAAGAUUUUGUGAGUCUGAAUCCUCAGUGCAGCCUGUCACUGUUAAAUCGCUGUCAUCUGACUGGAUGCUGGCAAGCCUUGCCUGUCAGUCAGGCCUUGAAAACUUGGCACUUGCUGUGUUGGACAUGGGACCUAGCAUCACUCCUGCAUGAAACUGCAGACAGCCACCUACCUUAUGCAAGAAAACAGCUGCCUGGCUGGAGCUACACCCCGGUGGGUUGCAGGGGCUGCUGGACUUCCUUUACAAGAAAUGACUUCUCUGCUGGUGACAGAGAUAUGAAACAUCUAGAUAUUUAUCAGUUGGAGCUGUAGUUGAAAAAGGUCACUUAAAAGAUGUAAUCUGACAGCCA